This is a messenger RNA of Glycine soja, 243 nucleotides long. Its product is annotated as protein MAIN-LIKE 1-like. The coding region runs from base 1 to 243 and encodes 80 amino acids. The record is from RefSeq and is a predicted model, not a curated record. NCBI's taxonomy places the organism in Eukaryota, Viridiplantae, Streptophyta, Magnoliopsida, Fabales, Fabaceae. The transcript is spliced from 2 exons.
AUGCACGUGCACGUGGUAUUCUUGGAUAUACUACGAGACUUGACGCACAAUGAGACUUACGCUUCGGGCGCUGCUGCACUUGUGCACAUGUAUGAUAAUUUAAAUGAGGCAUCAAAGAGCACGACGAGACAACUUGCAGGAUAUAUCACUCUAUUACAGUGUUGGAUCUACGCGCAUUUUCCAUCUGUUGGUUCUACCCUAGCUGCCGAGGAUUAUGAUGAAAGGAGACUGCAUGCAUGUUGA